CCACUCACCCCUCCACUGACCUAUAAUCUUCGUUUCAAACUCUAAACUUGAGACAACUUCACUUCCCCUGCUCUGUGUGCUUCUCUCAGGGCAGAAAUGGCGAAAACUAGCUUCUUGAACCCACUUGUUUUACUCCUUUUUCUGUUGUGCUCUCUUGUCCAAGCUAUUCAAAACCCUGAUUUAAAGACAUUAAUGGAUUUCAAAUCAGCGGCAGACAAGUCCAACAAGCUAGCUUCGUGGAACUCAACCGUUGACGUAUGUACCUGGACCGGGGUCACUUGUUUCCAGAACCGAAUCUCUCGGCUCGUCCUGGAAAAUCUCGACCUCACCGGCUCUUUCGAGCCCCUUGCUUCGCUUACCCAGCUUCGAGUACUCAGUCUAAAGCAAAAUCGUCUCUCGGGUCCGGUUCCCGACCUUUCUAAUCUCACUGCUCUGAAGCUCCUGUUUUUGUCCCACAACGAGUUCACCGGUGAGUUCCCGGCUUCGGUUAUCUCGCUGUUUCGGUUGUACCGUCUCGAUCUGUCGUUUAACAACUUUACCGGUGAAAUCCCCGUUACUAUCAACCGUUUGACUCAUCUUUUGACGCUCCGGCUCGAGGAGAAUCGGUUUUCAGGGCCGGUUUCUGGUCUCAAUCUUCCGAACCUCCAGGACCUGAACGUUUCUGGUAACAGGCUUUCAGGUGAAAUACCACAGUCUUUGUCGAGUUUCCCAGUUACGGCCUUUGGUUUAAAUGCAGCUCUUUGCGGAGCUCCAUUGGAAAAAUGUAAGAGCAUUGAGAGUAAACCGACAAAACCCGGAUCGGACGGGGCAUUAGCGUCGCCGUUAAUGCCAGGUCGAAACCCAACUGUUAUAGCUUCAUCCCCAAGCUCAUUGCCGGCGACUGGAAACCCCAACAAAACUCCAAACCCUCAACAUCAGCAUAAUGCAGCCAAAAUAAGCCCAUUGGCUUUAAUAGCGAUUAUUUUAGGGGAUGUUUUGGUUCUGGCUUUGGUUUCUCUCUUGCUUUACUGUUACUUCUGGCGAAACUACGUUACGAAAAUGAGAGAGGGGAAGGGAUCCAAGGUUCUCGAUGGAGAGAAGAUCGUUUAUUCCUCGAGUCCAUAUCCGGCACAGCCGGGUUUCGAGAGGGGAAGAAUGGUGUUCUUCGAAGGGGUUCGGAGGUUUGAGCUGGAGGAUUUGUUGAGAGCUUCGGCUGAAAUGUUGGGGAAAGGUGGGUUCGGUACGGCGUACAAAGCGGUGCUCGACGAUGGAAAUGUGCUGGCCGUGAAGAGAUUAAAAGACGCAAACGUAGGUGGGAAGAGAGAAUUUGAGCAACAAAUGGAAGUUCUGGGAAGGUUAAGGCAUCCCCAUUUGGUUAGCUUGAAAGCCUACUAUUUUGCCAGGGAAGAGAAGCUCUUGGUCUACGACUUCAUGCCCAAUGGUAGCUUGUUUUGGCUACUUCACGGGAACCGAGGACCGGGGAGAACGCCGUUGGACUGGACUACCAGGCUGAAAAUAGCAGCCGGAGCAGCUCGUGGCUUAGCUUUUAUUCACAAUACAUGCAAGACUCUUAAACUCACCCAUGGUAACAUCAAAUCCACGAAUGUCCUCCUCGAUAAAUCAGGCGAUGCACGCGUGUCGGACUUUGGACUCUCCAUCUUCGCUUCACCCACCAACAAUGCCCCGAGAUCAAACGGCUAUCGUGCGCCGGAAUUAUCAUCCGAUGGCCGGAAGCUCACCCAGAAAUCCGAUGUGUACUCGUUCGGUGUCUUGCUACUCGAGAUUCUGACGGGGAAGUGCCCUUCUGUGGUGGAUAAUAACGGUGGCGCGGGGUAUGGAUACAGCGGGCCCGUUGAUUUACCCCGAUGGGUACAAUCGGUGGUGAGGGAGGAAUGGACGGCGGAGGUUUUCGAUCUGGAGCUAAUGAGGUACAAGGACAUCGAGGAGGAAAUGGUUGGGUUAUUGCAGAUUGCAAUGGCUUGUACUUCCGCUUCUCCUGAUCAACGGCCUAAAAUCGGUCUCGUGGUGAAGAUGAUCGACGAGAUUCGUGGGGUGGAGGUCUCACCGUGUCAUGAUGAGGCGGUUGACUCUGUGACCGACUCACCAUACUUGUCUGAAGCCACAUGCGGCGCAGUUAGCCAGUGAUUUCUUGCGAGUUGAUGUAAAAUCUUGGUUUUGAAGUUUUAAUGUUAGUUUUCUGCUCAUUGAAGAUAUUAAGACUUGCACAUAUUUUGUGUGCUUUGGUAUUAGCAAAUUGAUUUUUAAUGGGUGGCAAGU
Messenger RNA from Hibiscus syriacus, 2256 nucleotides. Its product is annotated as probable leucine-rich repeat receptor-like protein kinase At1g68400. The record is from RefSeq and is a predicted model, not a curated record. The transcript has 2 exons. Gene Ontology annotation, biological process: protein phosphorylation. Bases 97 to 2124 code for a protein of 675 amino acids. NCBI's taxonomy places the organism in Eukaryota, Viridiplantae, Streptophyta, Magnoliopsida, Malvales, Malvaceae. Gene Ontology annotation, molecular function: ATP binding; protein kinase activity; protein binding.